Molecule: messenger RNA, 1382 nt
Organism: Rotaria sordida
Lineage: Eukaryota; Metazoa; Rotifera; Eurotatoria; Philodinida; Philodinidae
Source: the annotation of a GenBank genome assembly
AUGUAUUGGCUUUUUCGUCAACUGAAACAGCGAAAUAAUUCAACAACAACAACAUCAUCAUCAAACAAAUUAACUUCAAGUUACUAUUAUCAUGCUUCAUCACUUCCAUUUAUUUAUAAAACAGUAAGUCAAAGUUUUGAUGAAAUUGCUGCUAAAUAUCAAGAUCAUGAAUGUUUUUAUUUUAAAAAUGAAGGCAAAAGAUAUACAUUUAAAUCAUUCCAAGAUGAAAUUGAUAGUUUAGCUGCAGUACUUAUUGAAUUAGGAUUUGAAAAAAAUGAUCGGCUUGCUGUUUGGUUGCCAAACACAUCAGAAAAUGUUGUAGUGGCAUUUGCUGCAUCGAAAAUAGGUCUUAUUAAAGUUAAUAUCAAUCCAGCGUAUGUUGAACGUGAACUUGAAUAUUGUAUAAACAAAGUUGGAUGUAAAGAACUUGAUCAAUAUUCAACAUCUCGAGAACUUUUUUCGAAAAAUUUACCAACGUUAAAACAUGUUAUUCUAACUGGUAAAUCAUUGUCCAUAUCUGGAUUCCAUUCAUAUAAUGAUCUAAUUGAACAUGGUAAAAAAAUAUCUCAUCAUAGUAAAUUACAUGAGCGACAAAUAUCUGUUAAUCCUGAUUCACCUGCUGCUAUAUUUUAUACAUCAGGUACAACAGGUCAACCUAAAGCAGCAACAGUAACACAUUUUUCAUUGAUCAAUAUGGCUCAAGCUCAAUGGGAACAUUUCGGACCUUAUUUUACUUGUAUUUGUGUUCCUAUUCCAUUGUUUCAUAUGCUUGGAGAAGUUGGUGGUAAACUUAAUACUGCUUUAGCAAAAUGUAAAGUUGUCUUUCCAGCUAUUUUACCUGAUCCAGUUGCGACAAUGCAAGCUAUUCAUGACGAAAAAUGUACAGCACUCAUUGGUGCACCAAUUAUCUUUCGAGAUAUUUUAUCACAUCCAGAUCGAAAGAAAUAUGAUCUCACUUCAUUAAAGCUUGGUGUGAUCGCUGCAAGUCCUAUGUAUUAUGGAUUUUUACGUCAACUAGAAAAAGAAAUUCCAAUAGAACGUAUUGCGCAAACUUAUGGAUUGACAGAAAGUUCUGGAUUAAUUACAAGUGGUCUAUGGGCUGGUGAUGGUGAUUCAAAACGCCGAGUGGGAUCAAUUGGACGAUGUAUGCAACGUAUAGAAAUCAAAAUUGCGGAUCGUGACGGAAAUGUGGUACCUAUUGGACAACAAGGUGAAAUUUGGGCAAGAUAUUAUCCAGUUAUGGCUGGAUAUUAUGGUGAUCCAGAUAAAACACAAGAAACAAUAACACCAUCAGGCUGGCUUCGAACAGGAGAUCAAGCAACAAUGGAUGAAGAUGGUUAUCUUUAUUUUGUAGGACGUCAAAAAGAAAUGAUUAUUCGUGG